UCUCUGAUAGGUAAGAGAAUGGACUUAGUGAAAUUAGAGUUUGAAAUUCUCGAGUCAUGAUUCGGAUUUUUUGUGCCAGGGACAGAUUCAAGGAGUAAAAACCAAGAAUAACCUAACUUCUCGCGGGGCCUUCUCCCCCUGAUUUUGUUAUCAGAAGGGUAAGGUCGUGAAAACCCCUGGUCUUAACUCUGUUUUACAUAUAAAAAAUUUAAUUUAUGCCUUCUAAUUUUAGCAAUGUCCAUGCUGGUGCUGAACCUGGCCAAGCUUUUCAGUCGCCUUCAAUCUUCUCCCAAGGUGUGCCAACUCCACAUGCAACACUUGCGAUGAGAGAUUAUAAGGAAGUUCAGCCAUCGACCGCUACAUCUGUAAUUCCUGCAGAUGAUCUUACUCGAGCUAUUAAUGACCAUCUGAAAAUUCAACUUUUAAUUCGAAGUUUUCAGACUCGAGGCCAUAACAUUGCUGAUCUCGACCCUUUGGGAAUUAAUAGCGCUGAUUUGGACGAUACUAUACCUAGAGAGCUCGAGCUGGACUUUUAUGGUUUUAGUGAGCAAGAUUUGGAUCGAGAAUUUCUUUUGCCGCCUACAACGUUUAUAGGAGGUGAUAAGGCAACUCUUCCGCUUCGAGACAUUUUUGAACGUCUUAAGAAAAUUUAUUGUCAUCGUACCGGAAUUGAAUAUAUGCACUUGACCAAUUAUGAACAACAAGAUUGGGUUAGAAAACAUUUUGAAGCUCCUCGCGUCACAGAAUUAACACCUGCUCAAAAGAAAGUUUUGUUCAAACGUCUAAUCCGUUCUACAAAAUUUGAAGAUUUUCUUGCCAAAAAAUGGCCCAGUGAAAAACGUUUUGGGUUGGAAGGAUGUGAAGUAUUAAUUCCUGCUAUCAAACAAGUUAUUGAUCAAUCUUCAGCUAUGGGUGUUGAUUCCGUCGUUAUUGGAAUGCCACAUAGAGGACGCUUAAAUGUUUUGUCCAAUGUUUGCCGCCAACCGCUUAGCACAAUCCUUUCUCAAUUCAGUACUCUUGAGCCGACAGAUGAGGGUUCUGGUGACGUUAAAUAUCAUCUUGGGGUUUGUAUUGAACGUUUAAAUCGGCAAUCUCAACGAAAUAUAAAAAUUGCGGUAGUGGCGAAUCCUUCUCAUUUGGAAGCUGUUGAUCCUGUUGUACAAGGCAAAGUUCAUGCGGAAGCUUAUUACAGCAAUGAUCCUACAUGUGAUCGACAUUUGGCAUUGGUAUUGCAUGGAGAUGCUUCUUUCUCUGGACAAGGCGUUGUUAUGGAAACUUUCAAUCUAAACGAUUUGCGUGAUUAUACAAUUCAUGGAGCCAUUCAUAUCGUAGUAAAUAAUCAAAUUGGAUUUACUACCGAUCCGCGUUCUUCUCGUUCCUCUCCUUAUUGUACAGAUGCUGGGCGUGUUAUGGGCGCGCCUAUAUUUCACGUGAAUGCUGAUGAUCCUGAGGCUGUUAUGCAUGUCUGCAAUGUCGCUUCCGAAUGGAGAAAAGAAUUUAGGAAGGAUGUCAUUAUCGAUCUUGUAUGUUAUCGUCGUUAUGGACAUAACGAAUUAGACGAACCAAUGUUCACACAACCAUUAAUGUAUCAACGUAUCAAACAAACAAAACCGGUUCUAGAGCAAUAUCAAAAGAAAAUUUUGGCUGAAGGAGUAGCUGAUCAAGAAUAUGUUGAUGACGAAUUUAGUAAAUAUGGAUCUAUUUUGGAAGAAGCUUAUGAAAGUGCAAAGAAGAUAACAACAGUUAGAAAUCGUGAUUGGCUAGAUUCGCCAUGGGAUGAUUUCUUUAGAGAUAAAAAUCCUUUUUAUGUGCCACCGACAGGAAUUGAUAAAGAAAAUUUGGAACAAAUUGUGAUGAAAUUCUCGCAAAUUCCUGAAGGAUUUAAUUUACAUAGAGGAUUGGAAAGAACGUUGAAAGGUCGUCGUGAUAUGUUUCAUGAAGAUAGCCUUGAUUGGUCUAUUGGUGAGGCAUUAGCUUUUGGUUCUCUACUUAAAGAAGGAAUUCAUGUUCGUCUUUCUGGUCAAGAUGUGGAACGAGGAACCUUUUCUCAUCGUCAUCAUGUCUUACACGACCAAAAAAUUGAUCAGAAAACAUAUAAUCCUUUGAAUGAUUUGUCUGAGACUCAAGCCGAGUACGUUGUUUGCAACUCUUCUUUGAGUGAAUAUGCCGUUUUAGGAUUUGAACUUGGCUAUUCUCUUGUAAACCCAAACUCAUUAAUCAUUUGGGAGGCUCAAUUUGGUGAUUUUGCUAAUACUGCUCAAUGUGUUAUUGAUCAAUUUAUUUCUUCUGGACAGUCUAAAUGGAUUAGACAAAGCGGUUUGACUUUGUUGCUUCCUCAUGGUUAUGAAGGAAUGGGUCCAGAACAUAGCAGUGCUCGGCCAGAACGUUUUUUGCAAAUGUGUAAUGAAGAUGAUGGAGUUCGUUUUGAUGAGGAUAUGACGUUUGAUGAUGCUUUUGUAGCUCGUCAAUUGAAUGAUACUAAUUGGAUCGUAGCAAAUCCGACAACCCCGGCAAACUUUUUCCAUUUGCUAAGACGUCAAAUUUAUGUGCCGUUCCGUAAACCGUUGAUUGUAUUUACUCCUAAAUACCUUCUUCGUCAUCCUUUGGCUCGUUCCUCUAUUGAAAGUUUUUUGACUGGAACAUCGUUUCAACGUGUUGGCGUUGAAGAGGGGAAGGCAAGUGAAAAUCCGGCCAAUGUGAAACGUGUUGUUUUCUGUUCAGGGAAGGUUUAUUAUGAUAUUUUGUUGGAACGCAAAAAGAGAGGACUUGAAGCUGAUGUUGCUCUUGCUCGUGUAGAACAAAUUAGUCCAUUUCCUUAUGAUUUGCUCAUUCAAGAGUGCAAUAAGUAUUCUAAUGCGGAUAUUAUUUGGGCGCAGGAAGAGCAUAAGAAUAUGGGUGCUUGGACAUUCAUUCAACCGCGUUUUCUGUCAUUCUUGAAGAAAUCCAAUCGCGGUAUAAUUUAUGCCGGUCGAAAACCCAGUGCUUCACCUGCUACCGGUAAUAAAUUUAUUCAUCAAAAGGAGCAGGCUGAAAUGUUAGAAGCUAUCCUUGUCAAACCGGUUAAUUGA
Meloidogyne enterolobii is the source of this 3068-nucleotide messenger RNA. Lineage: Eukaryota; Metazoa; Nematoda; Chromadorea; Rhabditida; Meloidogynidae. The record is from the annotation of a GenBank genome assembly.